AGUGCAUGUUGCAUACCCCUUGUUCAAGUUGAGCAAAAAUUCCUCUCUUUUGAAUGUCUCAUAGGGAGACAUGAUUAUUUUAGUUGGAAGAAAAAGUGUAGGAGAGUAAUGAGAAUGCACAGUGGUGGAUGUUGUUCCUUUAAUUUUAGCGAAAUCACACAUUUUCUUAAUAGUGAAGCUGCAAAGUACAGAUAGGUAAGAAACCAAAAAAGCUGUUAGAUGUCAUUAUCAAAGGCUUAAAAAGGUGUGGGUAGAAGAAAUGGCCAUUGAGAGUUACCUCUCUAUCAUCGAUGGCCUUAAUCAUAGCUCAUCACUAGCAUCCAUCUAGAGUUAUUAAACAAAGUUUCGCGAGUGAGUGAGUGAGUGAGUAUAUACUAUAUAUUAGUGAGGAGAAAGUUGAGGGGUUGGUUAAACUCCAAAGAGAAGAGUUGGGGUUUGUGACCAGGCCUUAUUGUUAUUUAUAUAUUUGAGUUUUGUGGGGCUAAAAAACGGACCAAAAGAUCUUUAAUCUCUUCUCCGAGCACACUCUGCCUCUCUUUGCAGAAGCAUCAACAAGCUCUCAUAGGCCACAGGUUUUGGUUUUUUGGGAUCAGCAGCAGUGACAGAAGCAGAACCCUCAGUAGCUGGCAGAUGAAGCCUCAACAAGUAACCACAGUUAAUAGUGUCAGGAACUAAGCAAAAUCAAAGAGUACUAUACUACCAUACUACCAUACCAAAAUACCAACCUCAACAAGACCUACAAGAAACCCUUUAGACAAGUAAAAGAAAAAAAGGAAUCUGAAUCUCACCCUAUAGACACAAGAAUCAAAAAAGGAAGAACAAUUUAUGAGCAUAUAAAGUGGGGGGGUGUCAAUUGUCAUCACUCAUCAACAAGUUGUGCAAACUGCAAAGGGGAGCAAACUUAAACUAUGCAGAAAGCACAAUAGAAGAAGCUGAGGAAUGGGCAUGAAGAGCACUGGGGGAGAGAUUGUUCAAGUCCAAGGAGGGCACAUUGUUCGGUCCACAGGUAGAAAAGAUAGGCACAGCAAGGUUUACACUGCAAAGGGUCCUCGUGAUCGAAGGGUUAGGCUCUCAGCACACACUGCUAUUGAGUUCUAUGAUGUUCAAGAUCGUUUAGGCUAUGACAGACCAAGCAAAGCCGUGGACUGGCUCAUCAAGAAGGCCAAGAAUGCUAUUGAUAAGCUUGGUGAGCUUCCUCCAUGGCACCCUACUCCUAACACUGCUGCAGAUGCUGAGAACAACAACAACAACAACAAUGCAGGGUCAAGUGACAUGGCCAUUGCAGCAGAACAAUCUGAGUCUUCUGGUUACAAUUUUCAGCUGCAAAGGCAAUUAGGUGAGGACCAUGAUAACCACCAUUCGGCUUUCAUUCCCUCACCUAUUGACACUGAUGCAAUAGCCUUCUUUCCAACAACCACUGCAACCUCCUCCAUCAAUUUCCAAACCUACCCUCCUGAUAUAAUCUCAAGAACCAACAACUCCACUGAGGAUCUUGGCCUUUCCCUUCACUCCUUCCAAGACCCUGGUUUGAUUCAUGGCCAGACCCAAGCAGGUGCAAACCAGACACAAACACCUUCCAAUGACCAAAGCCUCUUCUCUGGCUCAACUCAAGUGGGGUUUGAGGCCAAUUACCCCAGGAUUGUCACUUGGAACAGUGAUGCAAGCAUAGAUAUGAACAGAACCGGGUUCAUGGUCAAUUCACCAGCACUUCUAGGCCAAGGUGGUUCUGCUGCAUUUUCCCAAAGGGGGACCCUUCAGUCCAGUUUCUCACCAUCACUUCGUCCUUGGAGUGAGAUUCCAAUGGCUUCAUCAGAACAUCACAAGUCACAGCCAAUUCAACAAGCUUCAAUCUUUGGCAGCAGGUUUCUGUCUGAUGCAUUGCCGGGGUUCUGCAUUCCUGCUAGAAUCCAAGGAGAGGAUGGAGUUGGUCCUGACAAGCCAUCAUCUUCUUCUCCUAAUUCUCAUCACUGACCACAAACUUGAACUGCACAAUGCAGCACUGUUCCUUAUCUAUCAGGAGCUUGGAAACGUGGGAGGAUUAAGAUGGACGCAUUUUGAUGAUCUACACAAUUUGUCUGGUUGGAUCCAUCUUUUUUAUGGCCUUCUUUCCCCUCCUUAUUGCAGCCAUUUACAUUGGUGCUUUAUAUAUUUUUUAAGGAAAAAGAUAUUUAUGUAUUAUGCAUUAUAUUCACAUGAUACUUUGCUCAAUUUAUAUAUGGAUUUAAGCUGGAUUCCGUGGUUGUAUCCCCUACCGUUUCGUUAAUGUUGAUAAUAGCAUAGUUCAUCCAAUAUCAAGUGAACAGAAGAGAUUCCAUGCCAAUUCUCGGUGAACACCACUUCAAGAAAAACUUAAAUCUAGUAUGGUUUUGAUUUAGUAGAAAGUGAUUUUGCUUUCCUUUUUCCCCAAGUACAUUUAAAGGAACACUUUAGUAGUCAAAACCACUUUCUUGAACCAUUUGGCUUUGUAUUUCUGCAUCUGCUUCAAUUUCAAGUAACACCAUCAAGACGAAACUACAGAUGGCUUGUAAUGUCUCAAAUAAUAGGCAAAGUUGUAAAUUGUGAUUGUGGUUGAAA
Messenger RNA from Glycine soja, 2574 nucleotides. RefSeq names its product transcription factor TCP4-like. Gene Ontology annotation, molecular function: sequence-specific DNA binding; DNA-binding transcription factor activity. NCBI's taxonomy places the organism in Eukaryota, Viridiplantae, Streptophyta, Magnoliopsida, Fabales, Fabaceae. The transcript is spliced from 3 exons. Gene Ontology annotation, biological process: regulation of secondary shoot formation. Gene Ontology annotation, cellular component: nucleus. The record is from RefSeq and is a predicted model, not a curated record. The coding region runs from base 940 to 1971 and encodes 343 amino acids.